This is a messenger RNA of Amphiprion ocellaris (clown anemonefish), 2031 nucleotides long. RefSeq names its product beta-2 adrenergic receptor. Gene Ontology annotation, cellular component: membrane. The transcript is spliced from 2 exons. Bases 315 to 1370 code for a protein of 351 amino acids. The record is from RefSeq and is a predicted model, not a curated record. Gene Ontology annotation, biological process: G protein-coupled receptor signaling pathway. Lineage: Eukaryota; Metazoa; Chordata; Actinopteri; Pomacentridae. Gene Ontology annotation, molecular function: G protein-coupled receptor activity.
AUCCUCAGCCAAUGGAGAAACCAGCGGAGGAGCUUUAACAUUCUCUCCGGAACGGUGCAGACCAGAGCGCAGCGUCCGGCGCCACAGAUCCAGCCUCCUGUGCGUAAAAUCUGCACAUCUUAAAGUGAGUUUUCUGCUUCACAUAAUGGACUCUUCUGUUUUGUUGUUGUCGUCCUGAGGACUGCGGGAUGUUUUAAGCUGCUGUGUGGAUAUCCAGCAGAGAAAUGCUGCUUUACGGACCCGAUGACAUCUGCGUCUUAAGAGGAGUUUAAAGCAGAAAGUCAUGAUGUGAAUGUGAGGCAGCAGCCUACCCAAUGAUUGAGACCAGUACACCGACCAUGCUGGACAGAACUGAACCGGCACACUGCACUGUGUGCUGUUGUACUCUGGCCAACAAAAUCCUCAUGGUAGUCUUCAUGGUGCUCCUGAUCUUCGCCAUCUUGUUUGGGAACUUGGUGACUCUGGCUGUGGUGCUGGGGACCAAACAUUUCCACACACCACAGGGCUACCUGAAGGCUUCCCUUGCUGUGGCUGAUCUGGUGGUGGGAAUGUUUGUGGUGCCGCUGUCUGUCUACGCCGAGGUCUAUCUCAUGGUGACAGACUCAGCACCGGAGUGGACUUUCUACAACUCACAAUCGGUGAGUUUCCACCCGUGUAACAUCAUUGGCCCCAUCUUUGGUGGGUGUACCUUUGUCUCAAUCACAACGAUUUUCCUGCUGACGAUUGAGCGGAGCAUCGCAGUGCUGAAGCCGCUACACAAGGAUUCUGUGAUUACUCGUAAAAGGACCACCAUCCUCAUUGUCCUCUCCUGGGUGGGGAGUUUCUUUUUGGCUGUGUCUCCAAUGAUUUUCAGCAGUGAGAUCGCACUGGAGUAUAACUCCUGCAGCCGGAUGUGUAACUACGCUCUGGGGACCAUCGGCGAGUUCCCCAGCCAGGCCUGGAACAUCCUUCUCCUCUUUCCUGCAUUUGAUUUCACCCUCCUUGGUGGCACUGUGGUCAUUAACAUCAUCUCUCUUUCCAGUAUCAGACAGCACUCAAGACGUAGGAAACACCUGGCUGAGACCGAAUGCCAAAGCACCUCCAAACCUACAUUCUCAGACAUUAAAGCUGCCAAGACCAUUGGUACUCUCACGGUGGCCUUCACUGCAUCAUUCACUCCCAUUGCUGUCUUUGUUGUUGGUAACGUUUUGGGGAAUAAGUGGUGCAACUUUUCCUUCUUCGCCUUCUGGAUUUUGGCCUCCAACAGUUGCUGGAAUGUCAUUAUUUACAGUGUGAGGGAUCAGAAGUUCAGACUUUGUGCGCACAAACUCCUUCUACCUCCUAUGAAAAGACAUCGCCAAGACAUAAAAACAACAGUGACCAAAAUCUAACAACUAACCUGAGCAGGACUGCAUCAUUUAGAUGUUUGUUUGUUGCGCAAACUCUUUGUUCAACGCAUUGUGAGUCUCAUUAAGAGACGUGUCUGCAUGUCUUGUGGAUUGCUGUUGUGAAAUUGCUUUGAUUUUUACAUCGAUAAAAAGCAUGGAGGGUUCUUAGGUCACAAAUGUUAAAUUGAAAUGUCCCUCUUUGCGGGAAUUUGUCUUGUUCUGUGUAAUGUUAAAUAAUUGAGGCCUGUUUCAGUCUGUGGAAUGAUGGCUUAUCUGAGUGUAAUUAAUUAAAAACUAAUAAAAACAAAAUCUAUUUCCUGCUUCCACUGUGUGCAGACUUAUUUGGAUGCUACAGUUAAAGUGAUUGCUUCUGGCAACAGAAUUGUUAGUAGGGAGAUAUAUUUCUGACACAAGAUAGUUAAUCAUUACCUAAGGUGCCAUGCAAACACUCUCAGGUAUACACAUAUGUUGCAUGGUCUAAACUGGAUAAUUCUUAAUGAUAUACUUUAACAGUAAAUGAUAAGGUUUCAGAAUAUGCAGUGCAUUUUACAGCUCUAUAAUAUUUAUUAAUUUCAUAUACAACAGUAUACAGCGGACAUGAGUACACUUGUGUGUGCAAAAAUCAAUUAAAUGUGAAAUUAAAUUAAACUGCAUCCCUUCUUGA